Thermothielavioides terrestris NRRL 8126 is the source of this 1516-nucleotide messenger RNA. RefSeq lists its product as uncharacterized. The transcript has 3 exons. The record is from RefSeq and is a predicted model, not a curated record. The coding region runs from base 1 to 990 and encodes 329 amino acids. Gene Ontology annotation, biological process: phosphatidylinositol biosynthetic process. Gene Ontology annotation, cellular component: Golgi apparatus; membrane. Lineage: Eukaryota; Fungi; Ascomycota; Sordariomycetes; Sordariales; Chaetomiaceae. Gene Ontology annotation, molecular function: CDP-diacylglycerol-inositol 3-phosphatidyltransferase activity.
AUGGCUGCAGCAAAGAGCCGGCGCCAGGGCGCAGCGGCUGCCUCGCCCGAACCCAAAGCGCAAGAUAAGGAGGUCGUCGCGGGCGCCAAUGGCAGCCCAAGCAUUCAGAUCGCAGGGAAGAAGGAGAGCGCAGACGAGGAGCCGCACGAGAACAUAUUCCUGCUCUGGCCGAACAUUAUCGACAUGCUGACUGACCACAUCCCUGUCCCCCGUCGCAUAGGCUACUCGCGCAUCGUCCUGGCCGUGGCCUCGCUGUACUACAUGCCGCUGCACCCGCGCACAUGCUCGCUGCUCUACAGCAUAUCGUGCCUGCUGGACGCGCUCGACGGCUACGCGGCCCGCUACUUUGAGCAGUCGACGCGCUUCGGCGCCGUGCUCGACAUGGUGACAGACCGCUGCACCACCGCCUGCCUGCUCGUCUUCCUGUCGUCGGCCUUCCCGCGCUGGGCCAUCCUCUUCCAGGGCCUGAUCUCGCUCGACCUGGCCAGCCACUACAUGCACAUGUACGCGACCCUGGCCAUGGGCGGCGCCGAGAACAGCCACAAGAACGUCGACAAGUCGCGCAGCCGCAUCCUGUCGCUCUACUACACCAACAAGACAGUCCUCUUCCUAGCCUGCGCGCUCAACGAAGCCUUCUUCAUCGCGCUGUACCUGCUCUCUUUCUCCUCGCCGCUGCUCUCGCCGUCGCUGCUGCAGACGGUGCCCGACCAGGCGGCGCAGGCGAUCCACCAGGGCGCGCAGGUCAACUCGUCGCUGCUGCGGCACAUCUUCACGAACCCGUACAGCGCGGGCGCGCUCGAGCUCGCCCGCGCCAACAAGAUGGACAGCUUCUGGCCCUGGGUCCUCGCCGGCGUCAGCUUCCCCGUCAUGGCCCUCAAGCAGAUCAUCAACGUCGUCCAGCUCGUCAAGGCCAGCCGCUGGCUCGCCGAGGGCGACGUCCGGGCCCGCAGGGCCCAGGGCCUGCCCAGGCGCAAGAGGAAGACUGCCUAGCGCCGCUGGAUUCGGACUCGGACAGACGGGCGGGCUUGUUUUGUGUAUGGGGAUAUAGCGGGCCAAAGGGGAAGCCGGAUGUGCUGUAAGCUAUAAUAAGGGCGGGGUGUCAUGAUUUGUUUGCUGCUGGGUUCUUUUUUUCUGCCCGGGGGGCUAUUGCAUAGAACACCCCCGUGUCGGGGUGUCUCUUCAGGCGUUUGAUGGGGUUGGGGGGUUCGCGGGGGGGAUGUCGGCCGGGAGGACGGACAGCAUUCAGGGACGGGGCUGGAUCAUCUGCUCAUCUGCGCGAAACACACGAGGACUCUUGCGAAUGGGCCCUGGGCCGACCCGGGGCUGUUGUUGCGGGUCGCGAGGCCGGGCUGAGGGUUUGGGCUAUCUAUCUAUUCAUCUGUCUUUUUGGAAGGGUUCCUAUUUAUUUUUACUUACUUUUAACUGGAUUUAGACGCUGAGGUCCUCCCUCGCUUGUUUUAUUCUAUUUACCCUUAUUUUGUUCUGAAGAUAUGGAGCGAGCGAGGAAUACUUCGUC